UGUUCUCCGCCGCCGCCGCCUCAGCGACAGGAUCGCGAUUCGGGCGGGGUUUCCGCUACCUGGGGAUCGCGAUCCAUUAUCAUCUCUCGAUCGAUGACAGAAGCGUUUUGUGCCCCGGCUCUUUGAUUUCACAGAGAAGGUUUUACAGAUUGGGAAGCGAUGAGGAGCCUUGUGGCCUCGGCCCUUUGCCUUGUUUAAAGUGUUACUUGGUCCCGAGUUUGAGUUACCGUCCCUCGGUGUGACAGUAUCAGAAGCCACUGAGGAUGUCACGACGUAGCACACGUCUUGCAACAAGCGGUUAUUAUCAAGAUGAUGAUGAUGCCUCGAGCAGCAGUGGCGGAUCUGUUACCGGGAGUGUUGUGUCCUAUAAGGAGAGCCCUAUCAGGGUAUUCAAGAAAAAACCGAAUGCUAAACGUUCAGGGCUCACGCCACGCAGUACACCCGUGCCCAGCAUGAAACGCUCAGUAUCCAAUAGCUCAGUGAAUAGUCAAUGCAGCCUUGCCAGCCACAUCAGCAGUGCCUCCAUGCUGGCCUCCUCACUGGGUCAACAGAUGACCAACGAUCCCUACUGGCAGGAACCUGAACCUGAACCGGAGUCCGAGCCUAUUGGUGGUGACCCACCUGGCCUCGAGGACAAUUAUGGGAGGCUGUCUGGAAUGGUAAGGAGAGCAAAUGGCUACAAGAGCAGUAUUCUGUCAGCAGCUCCAAAUUCCUCCGAUAUCUACACAUCUUCCACUUCUGGAUACUCCUCCGAAGAUGAGCAGCUGGGUUCUGCGUAUUCACCGGCCUCUCCUUUUGCCAAGAUAUGGAACUGGAUCUCUCUGCUGUCUCCAGGGAAAGCUCUGUCCAUGGUGUACUGGUGGCUCGGGACAGCUUGGUACCAGCUAACAACUGCAGCUUCCCUGCUUGAUGUCUACACACUGUCUAGGUGUGUCCCCAGUAUGAAGAGGUGGUCACUGUUGGGUCUGCUGGUUCUGCUUGGUUUAUUGGGCGUUUGGCUCUUAAUAUCGCACAGAACUGCACGAUCUCGAGCUGAGAUCCCAGCAAAAAUAGAAAGAGAAGCUGCAAAAUGGUCAGCUUGGCCAGAGAAGUUGGCAGCGCCUGCCUUGGACCUCUCUCUACAGUCCCGGGUACAGAGAAUGGAGCACCAGUUGGCACAGCUGGCUUCUGACUUUCGUACCCAGUUACAGCAAGAUACUGAACCCGGUCAGCGAAUCCAGCUGGCAGCGGAAAGAGAGAAUAUCCCCGUCGUACCUCCACUUACACGAGAGGAUGUGACCAAACUGCUCCAAGAGUUUGCCCAUCAACAGCAUGAGAUGGGUCAAGAUGAAGUGCCGAAUGAUUCAAUCUUGAGAAUUCAGAGUGAUAUAGCUACUAUCCGGCAACAGCAAGAUGCCCGAAUGGAGCAGCUGCUGCAAAAGGUUAACGGCCAAACAGAGGAGAUGUCCAGAGAAAUAAAGGAGGUGAAAUCUGCUUUUCUAAGUAGUGUGACUGAUGAGCAGAAAACACUCCUGUCUGCACUGAACCAACUAGAAGAGCAGCUUGGCCAAACCCAGCUUGAGUUGAUGGAUGUGCAUACUACACAAAGGAACAUGGCAUCAAGCAUGGAAACACUGAGCAGCAGGUUUGAAAGCGUGAAGGACAAUGUGGAGGCAGAAGUGCUCAAGUUGGUCCACAGACUGCUCUUUGGUUCAUCACAGGACAGCACAGCUGUAUCUUCAGAGCAAGCACUGAUAUCACAGUUUGUAAACCAUAAGGACCUGGAAGCCCUCCUUCAUGAAUUGGAGAAGAAGAUCCUUGCCAGUCUUUCACAGAAUCACGGCCAAAUAGCAGAGCAGAACUCAGCCACUGUCAGAGCCAUGUUAGCUGGAGCAGGAAUUACAGAGGAAGUUGAGAAUAUUGUGCAACGAGCCCUGAAGCUGUACAGUGCUGAUCAGAUAGGAAUGGUGGAUUAUGCACUGGAGUCUGCUGGUGCCAGUGUAAUUAGCACCCGCUGCUCAGAGACAUUUGAGACCAAGACUGCUCUACUUAGCCUGUUUGGAGUUCCACUGUGGUAUCAUUCUCAGUCUCCGAGAGCUGUCAUUCAGCCUGAUGUUCAUCCAGGGAACUGCUGGGCAUUUAAAGGCUCCCAAGGAUUUGUCGUCAUCCAGCUUGCUGCCCAGAUCAGACCCACCUCCUUUACUCUAGAGCACAUUCCAAAGUCAGUUGCUCUCCAUGGAUCAAUCAGCAGUGCACCACGAGACUUCUUUGUUUAUGGCCUAGAUGAAGAGAUUCGGGAAGAAGGGCUCCUAUUAGGACAGUACACAUAUGACCAGGAUGGAGACUCAAUACAGACGUUUCAGGUCCAGAAUAAGGAAUUUGGAGCAUUUCAAGUCAUUGAGCUGAGAGUGAAUAGCAACUGGGGUCAUCCCGAGUACACCUGCCUCUAUCGAUUCCGUGUCCAUGGAGAGCCAGUGAAGUAAUGUUGGGAGACAGCCACCCUGCACUGUAGGAAAUGUUUGGGCAGCAUUUCAUGGACCUGGUUUGUCUUUAUUUUUUCCUCACAUCUGAAGCUACAGUGCUGGAGACUGUUCUGCCGCUCAAACUUUGCUCCGCUGUGUUUUUUGUUGCAAAUAAGGAACAAAAGCACUUUUUUUCUGGAAAGAAUAACAAAGGUAUUUGGAAUUACAAAAUAUUGAAAAGAAACAUUGUCUGAAUUUCAGGAUUGUCUUUCCAGUUUAUAACCUGGGAUGCGAAUAAAUCGGCAAAGAAUGGAAGGAUGAAAUCUGCUGGAUGCCAGGUGUUUGGGAAACCUUCCCUUUCACAAGACACUCUUUAUAUCCCACCUGUUCAUCUUAGUAGCAAAGCCUGAGCACCCAUCCACAUUAAGGAUCCUGGGAUAUAUUGAGAAAUUUUAAACUUUUGUUCCGUUCUUGUAAGUGAUCUAGACAUGCAAAUUAUAAUUCCAUGACAUUCAAUUGAAAGUUGAGUUCCUGUCAACUGCAACUAUAAAAUAUGAGAACAUACUGGCAAACAAGGCAACUCACCUUUUAUGAAAGCAGCCAGGUUUUCGCUUUGGUGAAACACCAACUCCCACAAAGUACAGAGGUUACAAAUGACCAUGUUUAUAUUCAUAUGGAGACAGUUAUCUUGCACCUGCCUGAUAUUUAGAUACCAACCCCACAUAUCUCCGAGUAUCAGGAUGGACCUGUGCAGGUAUUGUGUCUGCCAGAAAUAUACUGUUGCCACUGUCUAAGCACACUUCUAAGUUACCACAGCUCUGGUCAAGUGUCCAAUUGCACAACUAUUUUCUCAGGACUAAUAUGAUUAAGAUGAUUAAUUGGCAGAGAGCUGAAUUGUAACAAGAAAAAAAUCAUUCCACCCAUCAGAGCUCCUUAACUGGAAAUAUUGUGCAAGCCCAAUAGCAUAGCACAAGCAACCUUCCUGCCUUAGUGCGAAAUAUGGAAGAACUACAACUGUCCCUCUAAAAUUCCUGAUGUUUUAUAUGAAUCCUAAUUCUUAAUAAUGUGUGCUUUUCUAGGUCAGAUGAUUAUGAGCAAGCUUCAAUUGUAAAUUGUUAAAACUCAAGGUCUAACAUUUGAAAGUGAUGUGUUUUUAAUAUUUGUUCUUGAGAAGUGGGAAACACAGUCAAAAAGUAUUGCCUAUCUCUAUUUGCGUUGAAUGCAUUAAGAAUCGACCACAUCUGAACUGGAGUCACGUACUCAGACUGGCCUGGGUGACAGGUCCUUCUCUGAACCACACUGGUGAAUUAGUUGUAUUCUUAGACAGUUCAUCAGCUUUUAUGAUCAUUUUCUCAUGGUAUCAAUACAUUACCAACAAUUUGCCAGUUGUGAGAUGGUGACCUUUUGGGUUGCAAAUCCAGUGAUUUAACCAGUUGGUUGUUCUGCUCAAUGUGAUGUUCGGUAAUGCUUCUUCAGAAUUCUUGGUGCCAGUUAUGUGCCAACUUUCAUCACCUCAGUCAAGAGUUGGUGAGAUGUGUUAUCAAUAGGUAUAGCACCAUGCUUGCAGUUAUUUGGGAAUAUGACUUUCAUUGUCUUGAGCUGCACUAUUUGGUGGGUUUACAGAAAGUAUUAGCCAACUAGUAUUUGCAGCAUUUUGGCUGCUCAGUGUGUCGCAGAGCCCCCAAAUAUUUCAUAAUCAGUCGGUAUCUUUUUUGUAAUUUUAAGGAAUUUGGGAUUAGUGUUUCCCAAAUUCCAGACCCAGAACAAAGAGUAUGGUGAAAAGAACCAAAAAGACUGAAUUUUGAAAAGGAUGCACAAAAGUCUGACUUAUGUUCUUGAGUGCCAUGAUUGUAUUGGCUGUAAAUGAGCAAUGGGUAAAACAUUAAAGCAAUACAGUCACACUGACUAUUUAGCAUAAGGAACAAAUAAAUCAAUUAUUCAGUCAGUGUUUCAAAUUGAUAAAGGUAAAUUGAUAAAGAAAAGUGGAUAUCUAGUCGCAAAAAAAAGGAAUUGGGCAAGAUAUAAUUUUUUUAACGUUUUAUUUUGAAAGUGGAAUAAGAUGAAAACGUUGCAUAAUUGUUCCCUGUUUAAUUCCAGUGGGCUAUCCAGAUAACUUCCCUUGCAGUUAAUGUCCAGUUCGUUGGUUGAAGUAUAAUAUUUGAAUGUGCUAUAACUGCUAUAUAGAAGUAGUUCUGGUCUACUGAUAUUGACACUUUGGGGAAGCUAGAAAAUAUAGUUGGUUUUUCUUUGAUCUGGAUUACUACAGAUAGGGUGGGGUUCCAGGAAUUUGACAUGAAAUGUAUUUAAGCAAAAUGAGAGUAAGUCCCAUAGAAAUUUAUGCUACAGUUUUUCACUUUUUAAUAUAUCAUCACAACCCAUUUCAUAGCCAAUCUGCUGUUAAACACCAGCAAAGCCCUUUACUAUACAUAAUAGACCAGAAAUGGUCUUCAACUGUUAAAUUUGCUAGACUGUUGCAAAAAAAUGUUAUCUGUGGUAGAAACUUUUCUUUUUGUGGCUGAGCAAUGGUUAACAUGACAGUGUUAAGAAUGUAGAAAUAAAUUUUUGGAAAAAUAUUGAUGCUUCAGCUCAAGUUAACAACCAUGAAGUGUGGCAGAACUCAAGAUCAUGGUCACAGCUCCAUUUUUCAGUCGAGAAUGUGAUAUAGGAGGAUUGACUUCUAUGAUUCACUAGUGGAUAUUAUGGAGGAUCAUUUACUUACUAUUAAUAAGUGUAGAACAGGGGUCAAGGGAAUAAACUGUGGUAAACAGUUCUCUAAAUAUUGCUCUCCAAACAUUUUCCAAAUGUUUGUGCAGAGUGUAGCAUUCCAUGUGUUUGUUCCUAAAGUGCAAUAUUCACUUGCAGUUACAUAAAAUAUUCUUAUUUGAUAUUUAUUAUUUGGCAUUUUAAAUGUAACAUCUUGUUAUUAACUUUCAUUUUUAUCAAGUUGAGUUGAUCUUAAAAAUAUGAUUUCUGUAAAAAUUCCAGGUAAAGGAAAUAGCAGUUUUAUGAGUACAGUCAGGUUGCUGAAGGAAACUUGUAGCCAUGGUUAAGUUGCUGGUAUGAUUAUAAAUACAGCCAAUAUGCUUAGUGUUGGCAUGACCUGCUUUCAGUUUCAAUAUUGAUCAGUUUGCGACAGUAUAUUAACAGCUCAAAUGGCUCAGCAAGAAGAAUCUUACUGUCUUUUUGUUGAAAGCACAGUAAUGAAUGAUAGAAUGAUCAUGUUUCAGGUGCACUGUUCUGACUAUCAAAACUGUCUUUUUUUUUAAUAACGGUCCCAGUGAAUCACCUCAUGAUGUUUUACUACAUUAAAGGUACUAUACAAAUGCAAGUUGUUAUAAAUUUCAAUCACAAGGUAUUGGCCAAUAACGUUAGAACCUUGAGAUUUUAUUGUAAAUCUGUUGGGUUAAAUCAUGUUGGUGCGUGAAACAUAUUCGUGUUUAACAAGUUUAAAUCUGAUACUGACUGUUCCUUAGGGUGGAUAUUGCUUAUCAGCCAAUCAGUGAAAGGGAUUAAUCAUGGGCGUAAUGGGGCAGAAAACAAGUAAAUUGCAUCUAGUUUAAUUUCAUUUUGUGAACAAUUGAUUUGUGUCUUCACAAAUCAGAAUUAUAAGACAAUGGGUGUUUAAAAGAUAUUUAAAACUGAAAGUGGAUACCCAGCCCACACAUUUUUUGCUCUUGUAGAAGGCCACCAUAACUCCCACACACUCACAGCAUGCAUCUGCUAUAAGGAUUUCACGCUUAAAAGCAAUUGUGACCCAGUUACAAUGCAAAAUACAAUAGACUGAAAUUGGAAAUGGUCAUUUAUAAGUUUUAACUAAGUAACAGCAGCUAUUUGUCCUGAACCAGUAUUAUUUUGAUGGUUUUUAGCUAACAUUAUGCACCAGAUGAGGGCUGCAAUUUUAUUUUUUUCAUGCUUUUAUUCAUUUUUUUCUUGGACUCAUCCUUCUAAGUUUUCAUUUUUUUAAAUGUAGAGUAAAGGUCAUUUGCCUUUUAAAAGUAUUUAUUAAUUGCAGCUUUAUGCUUUUCAUUUUUACCUACCAGCAAAUAGUUUAUUCUAAAAAAAAUACUUGUACACAAAAUUUCCAUUUGCCCAAACAUAAUUUUUGUUUGUGUGGUGAGCAAAAAUAAUUGCAAACCAUACUGUAAGAUGUAUAAUAUGAAGGAAAAACUUACUUUGGCAGAAUUGUAACACCCAAACCUACACCUGAUAGAGUGCAGGUGUUAUGGGGAAUGAAGGGGAAAUACAAGCACAGCUGCUGUUUGUAAUAAAGUACCCAUCCUAAAUCAAGUUCCAGUGUUAGUCUAACAUACUGCAGGCCUAUAUUAUCCACAUAAACCUGAAUUAAAUGGUUUUAAUAUGAAGUAUAUAGAAAGUGUUGCUGAUUUAUUCUCAAACCAAUAGUGGUAACUGAAUUAAAAGGUAUCCUACUUGACCUCUUCAUCCGGGCCUCUGCCUCUCUGCCCCAUAAUAUGUCUCCAUUUUUCUUUUCAAUUUCUGUAGAAAGGUUAGCAAUGGAGGUAGAGCACUGCUCAACAACAUAUCAAUACCUUUCCAUAACAUCCUCAGAGACAUUGGUUCAUUCUGAGGCAUUUGCUCUGCUGUUAGUCCUUUCCCUGUGACCAAGACCUGCCAGCAACAGAUUUAAAUGUUGAAUAGACAGAGAAAUGACAAGUUACAUUUCUGUUUUAAUGACUUAAAAAGCCAAACAAUUCACAAGCUUUAUAGGUAAAGCUCCAUCUUCCCUCAUUCCCUGCACCAUUAAUUGCUGUUCAAAAAUAUUCUCAAAGUCACUCACUCCAUGAUACGCAAGUCUUUUCAAAAUCAAAAUGAACCUUUCACUGGUUACAAAAUAAAUUUGGACAAAAUAAAUAAAUCUAUAAUAGAUUCAUAGACAGGGAGUUGGUGCAACAGUUUAGGAUACUAUCGUUCACCAUAGGAGUUGGAUUUCAAUCAGCAGAGAUGGAUUGGGUGAAAGUUUCUUCGGAAUCAUGUAAUGCUCAAUGUAAAGUCAAUUCAGGAAUUCUUAAGGCUGCACUAAUUGGCAUUCUGACUAAGAGUGGUUACAAAAUGGCUGAUGUGGGAAACAGAAGCAGUGAAGUAGCCAAUGCUUUUGAACUAUGGGUGAAUGCACAUUGAAGCUGUGUAGAGGGAACUUUACUCUGUAUCCGAUAUGUAUACCUGGCCUGGGAAUUAUGGAUGCUGACAGUGUCUGAAAUGUGACAGAGUUCCAUUUCUCAGAACUUAACAUCCAAAUCCCUAACGAGCAUUGAAAAAGUUCACAAUUUUAAAGAAAUAAAAUGCAACUAUAAAUAUAAAUUAAAAUCUGCAACUGGCCCCAAAAUCAGUUACAAAGAAAACAAAAAGAUUGAGGGCUUGGAGCUGGACUCUCCUUCAGCUAGAUUGGAGAGUGGAAUUUUCUGGUUCUGUUCCUUAUUCCCAUCUCCCAUUAAAUCUAAUAGUACAGUUCACCCCUUGGAUAUUUAUUACUUGUAGGUCAGUCUUUGUCUUGUUAAGUUAGGCAAGAGGAGUAAGAACAGUGCUAGUCACCAAGUGACAGGUUAUUUAUUUUUAAUGGCUUGCAGCUUUAGCUAUGAGUCUAGUAUCAGCCUCAAGAGACAAUAUUUGCACUGCUAUGCUACUGCACUGCUCACAAGCACCUUUAAGACCUAUUAGUUAAUGGACUGGUCACAAUUGACAGAUUUUCCAAAAAAAAUUUUGAAGAAGAAACCAGCACAAUGAAGUUGAGCUGUUGACAGCUAAGACUUAUAUAUAAUUAUUGUAUUAAAAUAUAUAAUUAUUAUUGACAGGGCUAUCAGCUGUAAUAAUAUAUGGACAUUAAAUGUAGAAAAGGGUAUUUUAUUUCUUAGAUGUGCUCUAUAAAGAUAUUUUUCCUAGCAGUUAACAAAGCAAGCAUUGCAAUAUGUAUCUUUUUACAGCAGAGGCAUCCAUGCUGUGCAAGGCAGUUUUCAACCAGAACCCAAAUGUAAACCACUCAAAAUAAGAGCUAAACAUUACAGAUGUCCACCACCAUCUCUUAUAACAGUGAUUCCAUUCAGUAUUUGAUAUAUUACAGUCUAUGGCUAUGAUUCAACAAUGAUUUGAUGUCUGAUAAAACCAUAUGAGGAUAUUUUUAUUUAAAAAUUUCAACUGAAAUGUAACAAAGCUUGUAUUAAAUUUAAGUUCAUUCUGGAUAAAAAGGAUAAUCUCUUAACGUCACUGCUCUUUGUUUGCAAUAAAAAUGAGAUGAACAUUUUAA
Molecule: messenger RNA, 8697 nt
Organism: Carcharodon carcharias (great white shark)
Lineage: Eukaryota; Metazoa; Chordata; Chondrichthyes; Lamniformes; Lamnidae
Product: SUN domain-containing protein 2-like
Exons: 18
Coding region: 264-2462 (732 amino acids)
Biological process (GO): nuclear envelope organization
Cellular component (GO): nuclear envelope; meiotic nuclear membrane microtubule tethering complex
Molecular function (GO): protein-membrane adaptor activity
Source: RefSeq, a predicted model, not a curated record